This is a messenger RNA of Meleagris gallopavo (turkey), 1311 nucleotides long. NCBI's taxonomy places the organism in Eukaryota, Metazoa, Chordata, Aves, Galliformes, Phasianidae. The record is from RefSeq and is a predicted model, not a curated record.
AUGGCUGAGGGAACUGGGAUUGUUCAGUCUGGAGAAGAGGAGGGUCAGGGAAGACCUCUCUACAGUGCCCUGAAAGGAGGUGGUAGUGAGCUGGUGGUUAGCCUCUUCUCCCAGGAAUAUAUGAUUGUCGAUCGACCCAAACGCCUCACACAUGCGUUUUUGAACCUGAGGCCUAAGGGCUGCAUAGUCUCAGUUAAGAAUUCUUUAUUAAUACUCAAGUGCUGUGUAUGUCUACUCUUUCAGGCUCUUAAUUGGAACUUAAAUCCACUGACAGUUGUAUCAUGGCUAAACAUUUACAUGCAAGUUGCCUAUUUAAAUGAGCUUUACGAGGUAUUGUUGCCACAAUAUCCACAACAAAUAUUUGUACAAAUAGCAGAGCUCUUGGAUCUCUGUGUGCUGGAUAUUGGCUGCUUGGAGUAUACAUAUGGUGUACUUGCAGCUUCUGCUUUGUACCACUUCUCCUCAUCUGAGUUGAUGCAGAAAGUUUCAGGUUAUGAAUGGUGUGAGAUAGAGGAAUGUGUAAAAUGGAUGGUUCCAUUUGCUAUGGCUAUAAGGGAAGUAGGAAGCUCCAAACUCAAACACUUUAGAGGUAUAGCUCCUGAAGACUUGCACAAUAUACAGACGCACAUAAACAGCUUGGAUUUGCUGGACAAAGCUCAAGCAAAACAAGCCAUAUUGGCUGAGCAAAAUAGGACUUCACCUUUCCCCACUGGUGUCCUUACACCACCACAAAGCAGUAAGAAGCAGCCCGCUGGACUGAAGCCGAUAUGACUGUACGAACUGUUUACAGAUGAUUUUGCUGAAGUGCCUGUUCUGCUGGUUCUAACUCCUGCUCCAUUAUGGAAAUGCUGCCGGUGACAUUCAUAAGCUUUUAUGGAAUUUGAAAAGGAAACCUUAUCUUUUUCAUGACAGAAGAUUUUUUUCUAUUUGAAAUAUUUUUAUUGAACGUUAAAACAUUUUAUAGAAAUGGAUCGAGUACGCCAGCCACUUAAAAGAACACCGAAGAGUGCUCCAAAUGCUGCUAUUGAGGGUGAUGCUUGAUGUGACCAACUGUUCAGAAAAAAAGGCUUAAAGUUUAGGUUAUUUACUGUGCCUGUUUGUCUUUUGAGUAAUCAGCAGUUAUGCAGUCCCCUGUUGAUAACUGGGCAAGACGUGCUGUGCAAGGCGACAUUUCAAAGCCUCUUUUUCAAAUGGUUGGCUUACAACCUGAUGCCUUUUCAAAAAAAAAAAAUCUUUAUUGUAAAUGCUGCUAUGUCUCUGUGUAUCCAUUUUUAAUAAAAAUGCUGUCUAAGACAGCUGGUUUUAUGUAUA